CGCUGCUCUACCGUAGAUGGCGGAAGACUCAAAGUAGAAUUGUGUGUGAGGCUCCAGUCUGUGCUGGGCGUGUUACUUCUUUCGAUUUUCGUGUAAAUUUCAUGAGAGUAACAGAGUGCAGUAACUCCCAAUGUUUCGGGUGGCAAGGAUGUCGUCGGAGCUCCAGUCUGUGCGAAGGCUUCGACAGCUGCACAGCCUUCUGCAGGGACACCAACAGCAAGGGGCCCUAGUCAUACCUAAUCUCCGCUGUAGAGCUGUCUACUCCACGGAUGGAAAAUCUGUAUCACUAGGAGGGGUGACUAAAACAAUCAAGGAGCCAGCAAGAAAAGAAUUAGUACCCAUCAAAUACUUGCCAGAAAAUGUACCUCAGUCCGUCCUUAGGCAUUUACGGUGGAUCAUGCAAAAGGAUUCCCUUGGUCAAGAUGUGUUUCUAAUAGGAGCACCGGGCCCAUUAAGGAGAGCUAUCGCCAUGCAGUAUCUGGAACUAACGAAGCGAGAAGUUGAGUACAUGGCUCUGUCAAGAGACACCACAGAAUCAGAUCUAAAACAAAGAAGAGAAAUCAAAUCUAGUACAGCAUUUUAUAUUGAUCAGUGUGCAGUCAGGGCAGCCACAGAAGGCAGGGUACUUGUUUUAGAAGGUAUAGAGAAGGCAGAAAGGAACGUGUUACCAGUCUUAAACAACCUUUUAGAGAACAGAGAAAUGCAACUAGAAGAUGGUCGGUUUCUGGUUGCCAGUGAACGAUAUGACAAACUAUUAAAGGAUCACACAAAGGAAGAACUAGAAAGAUGGAAGCUAGUAAGAGUGAAUGAGGAUUUCAGAGUUAUUGCUUUAGGCUUGCCAGUACCUAAAUACAGGGGGAAUCCCCUAGACCCGCCCCUUCGAUCUCGCUUCCAAGCAAGGGACGUCAAUCCAUUAGCAUUCAGGGAUCACUUACAAGUAUUAUCAGAAGAGGGGAGUGCUGUUCCUUCAGAAAGACUAUCUCAGUUGUUAUCAUUUGCAACAACGUUAAGAUCAGAGGAGAUAUCGUCCCUAGGUUUGCCAGACUUCCCUCUUGAUAAUUUAUCCAACAUUGUCCAAAUUCUGAAUAAGGUACCUUCCGCAUCUGUGCAUGGUUUGAUCCAUCAACUCUACCCUUAUGAGGUCUUCCUAAACAAAGAGGGCCAGGAAUCUGUCCUAGAUGCUUUACAGAAAUUUGAGCUGAGACCAGAGAAGUUUGAGAAGCCACCAAAGCAGAGGAUAUCAGAUGUUGUCCAACGAACCAAUCAGGAUGGUGGAUUCACUGCAGCUGUUAAUGUAGAGGUCGAAGGUCAUAUUAGUCAAAUACAGGUUCCAACUGGUGUAAAUGCUGAGAAGCAACAUGAUGUGUUACAUAAAUACAUCUCAACAUCAACUCAUGAUGGUCUAUUGGCUGAUAUGGUCAUGUCUCAUUCUGUUGGAGAUUUCUGCUUAGUGGGACCAAAGGGUUGUGGGAAGAGUGUUUUAGCAAGAGAGUUUGCAGAGAAGCUUGGAUACAACUCAGAGAUUGUCAUGCUGUAUCAGGACAUGACCUCACGUGACCUACUCCAGCAGCGAAUCACAGAGCUUAACGGUGACACGGCAUGGAGAUUGUCACCUCUAGUCAAGGCGGCACUAGAGGGCAGCAUUGCUUUGCUUGACGGCUUACACAGAGUGAAUCCUAGUACAUUAGCUGUUCUCCAUAGAUUAGUGCAUGAUAGAGAGGUGACCCUAUUUGAUGGUACCAGACUGCUUCGUCAUGAUAGAUAUGAUCAGGUGAAACAGGAUACCAGUCUCUCAGAUGCUGAGCUGGCAGAAAGGUCUAUAAUGAGAAUACAUCCAUCAUUCCGCAUCAUUGCAUUAGCCGAGCCCCCUCAAGUUGGGAGCAGUAGUCAGCAAUGGCUUAAUCCAGAACUACUCACGCUCUUCAUGUAUCAUCAUAUUAAGCCUUUGACUAUGGCAGAAGAAAUGACUGUUAUACAAGGAAUGGUUCCUAAUGCUCCUACAGAUAGCCUUGACUCCAUACUCCAAUUGACUCAUAGAUUGAGGCAUGCAGCUGAUCCUAAUUUGCAAUCUGUAGCGUCUUCUCUAUCGACCCGUAAUCUUAUCCGCAUCGCUCAUCGUCUAGCUCACUAUCAAGACCAAGGUCUCCAUGAUGCUGUACACAAAGCCUGUUUAUCAAGAUUCCUGCCCUCGCUUGCCAGACAGUCGUUGGAGCAAGCACUGGAGGAUGCUGGGAUAGUACCUCCUCCGAAAGAAUCACAGAGCAUUGAUGAUAUAGAGAAAGCUACUUCAUGUGAAAUCAAGGAUAAUGUACUACGCGUUGGUAGGACAGAGAUGGCGCUCUACAACCCAGAGAACCGCAUGAUGGUUCCAGAUACACUCUUUUAUGAGAAUCCACAGCAUUUAUCGAUCAUGGAGGACAUGCUUAAAGACUUUACUCUAGGAGAGCAUCUCUUAUUGGUCGGUAACCAGGGUGUCGGCAAGAACAAACUAGUAGACAGGUUCCUUCAUCUUCUUAACAGACCAAGGCAGUAUAUUCAGUUACACAGGGAUACCACUGUUCAGACUCUCACCCUUCAGCCCAAUGUUCAAGAUGGUGUUAUAGUGUAUGAGGAUUCCCCUUUGGUAAAAGCUGUCAAAUAUGGUCAUAUUCUGGUCGUAGAUGAAGCUGACAAGGCCCCUACCCACGUGACCUGCGUUCUUAAAGCAUUGGUAGAGAGUGGAGAGAUGAUGUUAGCUGAUGGGAGGCGUAUCGUAUCCGCCCAAUCUGGAAUGCCUCCCUCCGAUGACAUCAUCAUCACUCAUCCUGAUUUUAGUAUGAUGGUUCUAGCAAACAGACCUGGCUUCCCAUUCCUUGGAAAUGACUUCUUUGGCUCAUUAGGUGAUAUAUUCAGCUGCCAUGCCAUAGAUAACCCUGACAUAGAAUCAGAGAUGGCUAUGUUACAACGCUACGGUCCUGAUGUACCUAAGCCUAUCCUACGUAAGCUGGUCCUAGCCUUCAGUGAGCUCAGGUCCUUGGCAGACCAGGGUCUUAUCGCCUAUCCUUACUCAACCAGGGAGGUGGUUAACAUGGUCAAACAUCUGCAGAGGUAUCCAGAUGAAGGGCUCCCUCAGGUGGUGAAGAAUGUCUUUGAUUUUGAUGCAUACAAUAAUGAGAUGAGAGAACAGGUUGUUGAGACUCUUCAUAAACAUGGCAUUCCUAUAGGAGCAAGUACAGCUAAUGUGCAGCUAGCCAAAGAGUUUCCCUUGCCACCAGCCAGCCUAUCUGGACGAUGGUUGUUUGGUGAUAGAGGAGCAAGCAAGAGGAAGAUGAUGUGUCCUGUGGAAGAAAAGAAGCUCAGAGUCAAGGGGCCAGCACAUAUCCAGGUUAGGGAGCAUAAGCUAGAUAGAGUAGAUUCCCGAGCUUCAAGCUUCAACGAGCAGAUGGCAUCAUGGCAACUACCAAUGAAUGAGAUGAAUAUACCGACUGAUGUUGCUGUUACUAAAGAGAAGUCAUCUGAGAUGGUCCAUGUCUGUGUUGGGAACCCAAUCAGUCUGUACAGUAUGAAGCCUCUGGGCCAGUCUAUUCAGUUCCUGGACCUGUACGAUGUAUUCCCCUAUCUAGGCUACAGACCAGCCCAGCUUGCAGCCCUCGGUGGCCCACUCCAGGGACAGGUUGUUCUCAACGAUCCAAAGUCCCACACCAGUCUCCUCAUUGACCCAUCCAAUGGCUCCGUCUGGAGACUCUACACCACAGGGCUCCUGGAGGAGACAGUUACCAACAUCAGACGUACCGUAACCAGCGGCAACCAGCAGGACCAAUACAAGAUGUGCUCCGAGUUUGCCCAUGAGAACUGGCUGGUCUUCUACGUAGAUGGAGGAUCCAAAGUUGAAUGGAUGGAUGUGUUGAAUGGCGAUGCAUAUACAGUUAAUCUCCCAAUGAACAUCAAGUCACUCAAGCUUGCCUCUCCUGAUGCUUGGCUACUGGUAGAAGCCAAGACUGAUAGGAAAUACUUAAUGACCCGUCCUUCCCAUGAUGCACCAGUCAGUCAGCUGCAUGCCAUCUUUGAUGCCAGCCCAGGUGAUACAGUUGCAGACAGUGAAAGUUCCGCGUCAUCAGGCAGCCUCCCUCUCGCGGUAUCACAUAAAGGCUUGUCUAAAGACAACCUGAGUUCCGUCAUCGGCGAGAAUAUGGAUGCACCAAACAGGCUUAUGGCUGAUCCUAACAGCUAUGGCUCUGUAGCUGUCGGCUUUCCAGACUUGCAGUCUUCUGUAGACGUGUACAGUGCACCACGUCCUGCCCCACCUUCAGCCCAGCCUUCAGGACGAGACCCCCUAGCAUCUCUCAUGAAGAAGAGUGGUACAACAGGCACCACCGGUAGCCCUGUGGUACUCCCAGACUCUGCUCAGGUCGUCAGGGUCCUCAACAGCAAACAGGUUCCGAAGGAAGUCUUCCCAGAUGAGAAAGUUCCUGUGUCCGGUGAAUUCCUGGAAAUAGCUGACAUGUCUUCACAAACUCUCAAAUACAUCCCCAUUCCAAGUCCCACAGUACAUCGUAACUACACUCCAUGGGUAUCCGACAGUAAGAUUCUUACAGCUCCCACACCAAGCGAGGGCGUUGUCACUGUCGACUCAGGUGGUCAUGUGAGGUUGUGGGAGACAGGGCGCCCUCAGUUGUCCAAGUCGCUCACUGACUGGUAUAAAAUGAUCGGAACCGCAGAGGACGCCAAACUGCAAAUCACAUAUGAUAAGGAUGAAGUAGGUGAUAUAUCAGAGCCUAAGUUUGGAGAGAUUGAUCAGUCUAAUAACCCUCAUGUUGGCGGCAACCGCUGGGCCGGAGGAACAGGAGGUCGAGAUACCGCUGGUAUGGGUGGUAUAGGAGGUCCGUUCAGAUUAGAUGCGGGUCAUGACGUUCAUCAAGUAUCACAGGCUAUGAAGGAUGCUGUGCCAGAAGAGGUGAGGAAAGCUGCGAGAGAGAUGGCUCAGAAGGCAUACAAGGCAAGACUCAAGGAGAUUGAGAUGUCUGAAUACGAUGCAGAGACCUAUGAAAGAUUCUCAGAUAGUGUCAAGAGACAGGUCACUUCCCUUAGGGUUAUUCUAGAUAGUCUACAGGCUAAAGCCAAAGAAAGACAAUGGAUCAAGCACCAAUCGUCUGGAGAUCUUGAUGAAGUGAAAUUAAUUGAAGGACUGACUGGAGAGAAGGCUAUCUACAAAAGGAGGGGCGAACAAGAUCCAGAAAUGGGAAGUCCCCAGGAGCAUCCAAAGCGAUUAAGGCUUGUGGUUGAUGUGAGUGGUAGUAUGUAUCGGUUCAAUGGACACGAUGGACGCCUAGACAGGACUCUACAGGCUAUAUGCAUGGCUAUGGAAGCGUUUGAAGGCUAUGAAGAAAAGUUUGCUUAUGAUAUUGUAGGCCACUCUGGAGAGACAUGCGAUGAAGUCUUCCUGAAAUCUGACAAGGUUCCAAAGAACAACAAUGAAAGACUCAAAGUCCUAAGGAACCUCCAUGCUCACGCUCAAUUCUGCCUCAGCGGCGACAACACCGUUGAAGCGGCGAAGACAGCCAUCCAAGACAUCGUCAAGGAGGAAGCGGACGAAUACUUUGUCAUCAUCCUGAGUGAUGCUAACCUAGAUCGGUAUGGUAUCAGUCCUAAGGUUCUAUCACGCGUCAUGCAGCAGGAUGAAGAUGUUAAUGCCUAUGCCAUCUUCAUUGGAUCUAUAGGUGAUCAGGCAGGAAGAUUGGUUCGUAAUCUUCCCGCUGGACAUGGGUUCGUCUGUAUGGACACCAAGACUAUCCCUCAGAUCAUGCAACAGAUAUUCACUUCUACUCUGCUCAAAUAGAUUCUCUCUCUCAUCGGGUCAACCUUCCUGCUGGACAUGGGUUUGUCUGUAUGGACACCAAGACUAUCCCUCAGAUCUUGCAACAGAUAUUCACUUCUACUCUGCUCAAAUAGAUUCUCUCUCUCAUCGGGUCAACCUUCCUGCUGGACAUGGGUUUGUCUGUAUGGACACCAAGACUAUCCCUCAGAUCUUGCAACAGAUAUUCACUUCUACUCUGCUCAAAUAGAUUCUCUCUCUCAUCGGGUCAACCUUCCUGCUGGACAUGGGUUUGUCUGUAUGGACACCAAGACUAUCCCUCAGAUCUUGCAACAGAUAUUCACUUCUACUAUGCUCAAGUAGAUUCUCUCAUCGG
This is a messenger RNA of Lytechinus variegatus (green sea urchin), 6167 nucleotides long. It is a transcript of the gene vwa8, whose product is annotated as von Willebrand factor A domain-containing protein 8-like. Gene Ontology annotation, cellular component: cytoplasm. The coding region runs from base 131 to 5815 and encodes 1894 amino acids. The record is from RefSeq and is a predicted model, not a curated record. Gene Ontology annotation, molecular function: ATP binding; ATP hydrolysis activity. The transcript is spliced from 46 exons. NCBI's taxonomy places the organism in Eukaryota, Metazoa, Echinodermata, Echinoidea, Temnopleuroida, Toxopneustidae.